AUGGGCACUCAGGGCAGCCGGUUACAGGCCUCGUCCCAGGAUCCUGAGGAAGCAGUUGAGACUGCAUGUGCCAGUGGCAAGCAUGGAUGUGAAUACAGAAAGAGGAAACGGACUGCACAGUGCGACUGCGAGAGUGAGCCUGAUGAGGAAGAUGCCUUACUGGACACACCAUGGAGGUGAGAAGAGUCACACACACGUCACACUGGAAAUACACACAAUUUCAUAAACCCACACACACACACACAGUGGGCCAGAGUAAGAGACAAACACACUUACAGAACAGGUGAGGUAUUUGCACAUCUUUCAUAUGGCCAGCCUGUUUCUAACCUUGGCCUGCGUUGUUCUGGUUUGUUUUGAAACUGUAACAGGAAGAAGCUGAAGAGCACCUCUAAGUACAUCUAUCAGACAUUGUUCCUGAACGGGGAGAACAGUGACAUCCGCAUCUGUGCCCUGGGGCAGGAGUGGAACCUGCACAAAGUGUACCUGUGCCAGGUUAGUACACUGUUCUGUGUACACUACACACUUUAUUCUCUACAAAGCCAAUGCCUGUGACUCAUUCCUCUCUCUCUCUCUCUCUCUCUCUCUCUCUCUCUCUCUCUCUCUCUCUCUCUCUCUCGCUGUCUCUCUCUCGCUGUCUCUGUCUCUGUCUCUCCUCCUCUCCCGACAUGAUGUUCUUAUUUAUGUAGUCAGGGUAUUUCUCCAGCAUGUUCAGUGGCUCCUGGAAGGAGUCUAACAUGAUGGUCAUACCGUUAGAGAUCCCAGACCAGAACAUCGACACAGAGGGUGAGGACUUCAGUCACUGCCAGGAAUAAAACACUACAAAUUGCUUUGUUUAUGUCACUGAACUCCUUUUUUGCAGUUACUAUACGCAUUUAUCUUGAUUUUCUCUGUGUGUGUGUGUGUGUGUUUAGCUCUGCAGGUAGUGUUUGGAUCGCUGUACCGGGAUGAUGUUCUGAUCAAGCCCAGCAGGGUCGUCAGUAUCCUAGCAGGAGCUUGUAUGCUCCAACUGGUCAGUAGAUUAUCAUCAUAUCACACUACAGUAUCUUUACAUAGAAUACAUGGAAUGUAACAGUAUAUAAUGUUGAGAUGAUAGUGAUAUGUGUGAGUUGGAAGUUGAACUUGCUGGAAUGUAAUUUACUGAAUGAGAAUAGAUUAUCAAAGGCGAUAAAAUGCCAUGCCUUGUGCAUCUUUGCAGGAUGGUCUGAUCCAGCAGUGUGGUGAGACCAUGAAGGAGAAUGUCAGUGUCAAGACUGUGUGUGGCUACUACUCCUCUGCCAGCAUCUAUGGCCUGGACUCUGUCAUGAAGAAGUAAGCCCCAUCAUUACACUCAUAUUGAAUAAAAUUAGAUAAUCGAAAAUACAUAGUUAAUCAUAUUCUUAUCACUCUACAUGCGUAUGCUUGUGUGUCUCCUGCAGGUGUCUGGAAUGGCUCCACAAUAACCUCAUGACCCAUCAGAAUGUUGACCUCAUGAAGGAGCUGGGGUGUGUAUCUUCAAUGUUUUCCUAUUUUUCCCUAGGACUUAUACUUGUAAUAGUCUAAGUGUUGUGUGGUCAGUGAGCAGUGUUGUUUCUGUGCUGUAUCUGCAGAGUGGACGUGAUAGAACAGCUGAUCCAGUCGUCUGACCUGUUUGUCAUGCAGGUGGAGAUGGACGUCUACACCGCUCUGAAAAAGGUACUACUGUAGCCUUAGGGACUGUUUCUAAAGGCUAAGGCUGUUUCUGUAAGGAAGACUGUUGAUUUAUCUCCCCCAUCCCUUCUCUCUCAUUCAUACCCUCUCUUUGUAACUCUCUCUCCUCAGUGGAUGUUCCUGCAGCUCAAUCCAUCCUGGGACGGUCCCAUCAAGCAGCUGCUGGCUGAUGCCGACGCCUGGCUUUGCAAACGCAGGACUGGUACGUUCUGUUCCACAGGGCAUGUCCACAGCUAGCUACACACCUAUCUGAACACAGGGCUGUAGAAUAUACACACAGACACUGACUGACCAGUAUUUUCUAAUGGCCCUUAUGUUGCAGAGUUGGGAGAGGAGGAGCCCUUCUUAAAAGCAGAGGACGGCGCCCCCUUUACUCCUGUCUUCAGCCAUGUGCGCCUACAAUACAUCAUCAAUGACUUGGCUUCCGCACGCAUCCUGGAGAGAGACAACAUUCUCCCACCAGGUAAGGGUGAUGAUUUGGAUAAUGAUUUAUGUAUCACAUUCACUCAGGACAGUUUUAGUAGUCAUUUUUAUUUCCUCUGUAAAACUCCUCAUACCAGAUUGGCUGACCUCCGUGUACAAGAGCCAGUGGUUUGCCAUGCUACGGACGGAACACGACAAUGACAAUGGGUGAGAACUGGAGCUCCAAACCAGCAACAUCACUCCAUAACAACAUUAAUUCCAUUCUGUGAUAUUCAGUGACUGAAAAUAUAUUUCUGUUUGUAUAGUAAGGCAUGUGUGUUGUGUGUCUGUAGCCCACAGGAUGCCAAUAAGGAGGAGUUUGAGUCAAGUAGUAUGCGAUGUGGCAGGAAACUGACCAAAGAUGGCGAUGUGAGUCAGACCAUUAGUCUCUGUGUAAUAAGGACAUCAUUUUCAUCAUUUAUUCAGAAUAAUCACGCUAUAAGAACUUCAAACAAAACAUCAAAUAAAAUAUAAUGUUUUAACUUUUUAUUCUCUCAGUACUGUUGGCGUUGGACAGGCUUCAACUUUGGCUUUGACCUGCUGGUGACCUACACCAAUCGCUUUAUAGUGUUCAAGAGGAAUACGCUGAGCCAACCAUGUGGGGGAGCUGUGAGUCUGCAGCCUCAGAGACAUCUAGCAUACAGGUUAGUGUUCCAUGCUGCAGACAGGACCUAGGCUGUAGUCAGCACAACACACAAAGGACAGAUUUCAAAUGUUGGCAUUGCAUUGUGUGUGGAGUAGUAAUGGUAUAAUUAUGUUCUGUGUAACUGCCAUUUGAUUUACCUGUGUUCUACCAGGCCUGACUAGCCUCUCACCUCUCACUCAAUGUUUGUCCCUCUCUCUGUUCAGGUUACGCCUGGCCUCCUUUGAUAACAGUGGUAAGCUGGUGUGUAGUCGAUCCACUGGUUACCAGCUACUCACCCUGGAGAAAGACCAGGUCAGUCCAAGCCCCCAGUGUCCGGUCUGGAGCGUGAAGUAACGUGCUCUGCUGGUCGGCUACUGCGUAGCAACCCAGCGCUGCCAAAAGCCCUGGUCUGCUCUAGAAAGCUUACUUGUAAAUUACGAUCGCCAGAACUGUCGUUUUGGGCUCUAAAAUUGGUUUAUUAUAAUCAACUGUGAAUUAUUUUAAAGUUUGCUACAAAUCAAGAUAUUUAAUUAAAUAGUGAUCCAUUUACUACUACAUUUGUCGUCACACAGGACCACGUGCUGACACAGACCAAUCACAGGCCGGCAGGCUACGAGGAGCCUCCAUAGACAUUAAGGUUGACUCUCAGGCAGGAUGACAACGACUACAUCGACCAUGAUCCUUUGCUAGUUACGGCCACUUUCACCAUGAUCCUUAGCGAUUUUUUGUGGGGUCCCAUUCAGCCCCAUUCAGCAAUAUGGCGCGCUUCAAAUUCAAAUACUUCCGGCUUUAUUACGCCAUCGGGAGUUGUCCAUAGGAAAACAUGGAUGACGUCAACACUAUCACUAUCUACUGGUUUUAAUGUCUAUGGGUCAGUCAGACCAUACAUAAUCCACAUGUUCUGAAACUUUCCUCCGCUCUUGAAAUGAACAUAUCACUAUAUAAGUAUUGCCUGAAUCGGACCAUAUAACUAUUGCUGUAACUUACAUUCUGUGCUCCCCCUAUUUGUCUUUCUUUCUUCCUACCAGGAGUAUGUGGUGAUGAACCUGGACAGUCGGCUCUUGUCCUUCCCUCUCUAUGUGUGCUGUAACUUCCAGUACACAUCUCCUCAUAUGGACCGCCGUCCUGAUGCCCCUGAACCAGAGAACAGCGCCCGCAGUGUAUCCUGA
This is a messenger RNA of Coregonus sp. 'balchen', 3942 nucleotides long. The record is from the annotation of a GenBank genome assembly. Lineage: Eukaryota; Metazoa; Chordata; Actinopteri; Salmoniformes; Salmonidae.